ACAUUAGAGGAGAUCAAAUGGCUGCCUUUGCCUUCAUGACCGCAUUUUUCGUGGUAUCCUCCACUUUGACACAUACCGUUUUUUCAGAAAUGUUCAAACCACACGACAUGUCUAAAUGGCCUAAGCCCCCAUGUAAAAUGUACUACCCAGUGGAUCCUCUUUAUGAAUCACCCUGUCCUGAUGUAACUUCGUAUGUUUGUGCUACAAAUGGCCACACUUACCAGAAUGAGUGUUUCCUUUGUAUUGAUCGGUGGGAAUUUGGCCCUCACAUUAAAUUUGAUAAGUAUGGAAAAUGUGAUUAAUGGGUAACAGAGUA
Diceros bicornis minor is the source of this 316-nucleotide messenger RNA. RefSeq names its product serine protease inhibitor Kazal-type 13-like. The record is from RefSeq and is a predicted model, not a curated record. Lineage: Eukaryota; Metazoa; Chordata; Mammalia; Perissodactyla; Rhinocerotidae. Gene Ontology annotation, molecular function: protein binding. Bases 18 to 302 code for a protein of 94 amino acids. The transcript has 4 exons.